CCUCUACCCGCGCAUCCUGCGCCUCCACAGCAGCACCACCGGGAUGAUCCUCCGCCGCACCAACACCGACAACCUUCACUUCACUUUCACUCUCAUUUAACCCUUCACUCGGACCCCCGCCGGCCGCCAAGCCACCUACACCCAUGCUUUGCCCUCCUGAGAUGCGAUACCACUACACAAUCCGGAGAAUAUCUACACUUUCCGUUGCUCCUCGCUGAUAGAGAGCAUGCCCGACACAGGGGCCGGCGCUGCGGUCGCGGCGGCCGCCAGUGGUGCGACCACCGCCGGCGACGGCAGCGAGAGCUCCCGGCACCGACACCGAGCGCAGCAAGGGGACCAGGAGAGGCCGGAGCCGGGCUCUGUCCCGCCGCAAGCCUCCUCUGGUGUACUGGAUAAGUUAUUUGGGAAGCGGCUGCUGCAGGCUGGGAGACACAUCAUGUCUCAUAAGUCUUGGAUGAAAACGGUGCCUACAGAGAACUGUGAUGUCCUCAUGACAUUUGCAGACGGUACAGAUGACCACACGUUGCUAUGGCUACUGAACCACAUCCGGCUGGGAAUCCCAGAACUCAUCAUCCAAAUCCGACAUCAUAAGCACACGCGAGUCUACGCAUUCUUCGUCACAGCUACGUAUGAAAAUUUGCUGCGAGGUGCAGAGGAGAUGGGAUUGAGGAAAGGUGUGAAGCCUGAAUUUGGUGGCGGAACACGGAGCUUCUCCUGUGAGGAGGACUACAUAUACGAGAACAUCGAGAGCGAGCUGUGCUUCUUCACUUCACAGGAGAGGCAGAGCAUCAUCAAAUACUGGAUGGACAAUCUACGUGCCAAACAUGGGGAGGUGCUUCAUAAUAUUAACUUCCUGGAAGGCCAGCCAAUCAUCCCAGAGCUGAGUGCGCGAGGUGUGAUCCAGCAGGUUUUUCCUCUCCAUGAGCAGAGGAUCCUCAGUCAGCUCAUGAAGUCUUGGGUCCAGGCUGUUUGUGAGAAACAACCCUUAGAUGAUAUCUGUGACUACUUUGGGGUGAAGAUUGCUAUGUAUUUUGCCUGGCUGGGUUUUUACACCACCUCUAUGUUAUAUCCUGCUGUGAUCGGCUUCGUGCUUUGGAUGCUAACUGAGUCCGAUCAGACGAGCCGUGACAUCUGCUGUGUGGUGUUCGCCCUGUUCAACGUGGUGUGGGCCACUCUGUUUCUGGAGCGCUGGAAGAGGAGGGGGGCUGAGCUGGCGUACAAGUGGGGAACACUGGACACACCUGCUGAAUCCCUGGAGGAGCCUCGGCCUCAGUUCAGGGGAGUGAAGCGUUGCAGUCCCAUUACAGGCUGCGAGGAGUUCUACUAUCCUCCGUGGCGGAGGCGUGUGUUCAGGUGGCUGGUCAGCCUGCCCAUCUGUAUCCUCUGUCUCUGUUUUGUCUUCCUGGUUAUGCUCAUCUGCUUUGAGCUGCAGGAGUUUGUGAUGGGGAUCAAGGAAAUGCCUCGUCUGGCGCGCUUCAUCCCUAAAAUCAUGCUAGCUAUCACUGUGACUGCAUGUGACGAAGUGUACAGGAAAAUCGCCUGCUGGCUUAACGACAUGGAAAACUAUAGACUCCAGAGUGCCUAUGAGAAAAAUCUCAUCAUCAAAAUGGUUCUAUUUCAGUUUGUAAAUUCUUAUCUCAGCCUUUUUUACAUUGGAUUCUACCUCAAAGACAUGGAGCGUCUCAAAGAGAUGCUGCUGGUGUUGUCUCUGUUAAGGAGUCUGCAGCGGCAGGUCCGGGUCAAUGUGCUGCCUUCCCUCCUCUUCAGGAUCCAGAUGGUUGUGGUCUCUGUUCCCUGGUUCUUCAGGGCUUUACUCAGGUCUAAAAUGCUGGCCACUCUUCUCAUCAUCCGACAGUUCCUUCAAAAUGUGAAGGAGGUGCUGCAGCCUUACCUGUACGAGCGACACAAGCUGGGCGAGCUCACGCUGCGAGCUGUGUGGGACCUGCUGCUCUCUGUGCUGCUGAAAUACGCCCGGCUGGCUGCUGGAAAAGCACAGGUCUCCCCAACUGACCAGGCCAUGCCAGGGCCAGGUCUGAGGGGCACCAGGCCGGGGCUGGGGCAGUCAGAAAGAAGGGAAAAGAAGUGUUUGAACGGCGGAUGCGGGGUGCCUGAUGAAGAGGAGGGAGGUGAGAGGGACGAGGCAGACAGCGGGAGGUUUAGUGAAGGGGAGACGGAGGAGGAGAAUCUAAUCGACUGUGGUUUGAAGCUGAGAAAAGUCAGCUUCAUAGAGAAGGUUGACAGAAGGCCGGCCUGCAGCGGACCUCCCAUAGACAACACUUUCCUGGAGGAGGGGAGCCCCACCAUGGUGGAAAAAGGAAUGGACCCCGCCUCUGUAUUUGAAUUAUGCGAUGACGACGACGAUAACGGCAUCCAUGAUGUGAAGGAGGCGGGCGGGGGAGGGACAGGUGCAGCUGAGGGACUAAAUGCUGCUGCUGGUACUUCUGCUGCCCCGGUGCCUUCUGGGUCUGAGAGCGGCACGUCACUGCGACACAGAAGAAGAGGCAGGAGCGUAGAGAGACCUGAGCAAAAGACAAAAAGGGAGUCAUGGAUGGACCCCCCAGAGGAGAGAGAGAGUAACCUGCUCACUCAGGCUGAGAUGGAGAGCUGCAUGCAGACUUACGCUGACACCUUUCAGGACUACCAGGAGAUGUUCGUCCAGUUUGGCUACGUGGUGCUCUUCUCCUCAGCCUUUCCUCUGGCUGCCAUGUGCGCUCUAAUCAACAAUAUCAUAGAGAUCCGCAGUGAUGCCUUCAAGCUCUGCACUGGUCUGCAGAGGCCGUUUGGACUGAGAGUGGAGAGCAUCGGCCAGUGGCAGACUGCAAUGGAAGCUAUGGGCCUGAUUGCCAUCAUAGUGAACUGCUACCUGAUUGGUCAGUGUGGUCAGCUGCAGCGUCUCUUUCCGUGGCUCAGCCCUGAAAUGGCCAUCAUUUCCAUUGUCAUCCUUGAGCACUUUGCCAUCCUGCUAAAGUACGUCAUCCAUGUUGCCAUCCCUGACAUUCCCACAUGGGUGCAAGAGGAGAUGGCAAAACUGGAUUAUCAGCGCAGGGAGGCCUUCAAGAAGCACGAGCGACAGGCGCAGCAGCAUUACCAGCAGCUGCAGAGGAGGAAGAGAGAGGAGGAGGAGCGGCAGAGGCAGGCGGAGCACAUGGCCCGCAGGGAGAGGGAGCGGGACGACAGCAAGGGCGACUCCUCCGGGGAUCACCACCACGACAAGAGUCACAGCAGUAAAUCUCGUACUGGGGGAGGAGGAGGAGGAGGGGGCAGCGGCGGGUCAGACAAACCCAAGAGGCCCAGCUCUCUGCUGGCCAACAACAAUGUGAUGAAGCUGAAGCAGAUCAUCCCCCUGCAGAGUAAGUUCUCCUCCGCGGGCGCCCGCUCCCCUCAGUCACCCACAGGCAGCGAGCCAAAGCUGCCCGGCUUCCUGAGCUUCAAAUUCCUCAAAUCACCAGAGAAUAAGAAGGAAGGUGCUGCGGCUUCUUCUGCAGCUAACGCCACAGCAGCUAACGCCACAGCAACAGCAUCUUCAUCAUCAGGUAGCAGCUCUCAGGAGCGUUCUCAGUCACCCAGCAAAGCCUUCAACCCUGGGAAACUGUUUAACUUUGGGAAAUCUGAGGGGUGUGUGAAUGGAGCCCCGCUGCCCAGAUCCGGGGAAACAUCAUCAUCGUCACAGAUUUCAGAGAGACAAGCAUCCAGGUCUGACCUGAACGGCGUUCCAGACGAGAUCCCCUCACCUGGAGGGGAGGGGUCUGAGAAUGGACAUUCGAUAGACUUGGACCCCGCUGGCUCUAAAGUCUAGUAGCUCUGUAGAAAACAAACUUGUUGUUGGUUUUACCUGAACCGAAGAAGACAUGUGGGUACUGUGACCUACGUGCUGUGUGUGAUCACAGGAUCAGUGUAGAGGUACUUGAAGAGGACUUCUUUGGUUUGCUUUUAUGCGGAGAGACAAAAAACAGGCUUGUAAGAAAGGCAUAAGCCCUCCUACCAUGAAAAAUACACACAGACACACACACACACACACACACACACACACACACACACACACACACACACACACACACACACACACAAACAUCGAAUCCUUCCUUGUCUGCAAUACAUAAAGAAAUGCAUGAGCUGCGUUUCUAAUAUUUUUAAGCCUUUAAAGCAGAGAGCUGUGUUUUUUUAUUUCAUCCAGUCAUAAAUUGUAAGCAUCUCGCCUCCCACUCAAGACGUGACAGUGGAGGAUAAG
Messenger RNA from Labrus mixtus (cuckoo wrasse), 4228 nucleotides. It is a transcript of the gene ano8b, whose product is annotated as anoctamin 8b. The transcript is spliced from 20 exons. Gene Ontology annotation, biological process: chloride transmembrane transport. NCBI's taxonomy places the organism in Eukaryota, Metazoa, Chordata, Actinopteri, Labriformes, Labridae. Gene Ontology annotation, cellular component: plasma membrane. The record is from RefSeq and is a predicted model, not a curated record. The coding region runs from base 227 to 3796 and encodes 1189 amino acids. Gene Ontology annotation, molecular function: chloride channel activity.